AUGAAGCUUGCAGUUAUCUUCGACCCUGUCACAGGCAUUGGUCUACCAGCGUCUACGCUACGAAGAGACCUGCACCUCGCCGCUGAAUUGGGCUUGGAUUCUCAUCUCGCAUUGAAUGACCCUGAAGCCUUCCGUUCUAUAAUUGCCGAUUCUGUGGAUUCCACAAGUGCAGCAGAAUAUACAGAGAUGCUCAUUGACCACGAGGAUCCCUCAGUUGGCACCUAUCGAAACAGGUUUUGGGUCAAUGAAGACUUCUAUGUCUCUGGGAGUCCGAUUAUGGUCUAUGAUAUUGGAGAGGCUACUGCCGAGUACUCGGUUUCUUUGUUGACAAAUUCCUCAUCCUGGCUUAGUCUGCUGUUGCAGGAAUUUCACGCUAUGGGGAUUGUGUGGGAGCACAGAUAUUAUGGAGACUCACUUCCAUUCCCCGUCAGUCAGGAUAUGCCCGUGGAGCACUUGAAGUAUCUCACCACCGAACAAGCUCUUGCUGAUAUCCCAUAUUUUGCUGCAAAUUUCAGCCGGCCGAAUCAUCCUGAUAUCGAUCUGACACCCAGAGGAACCCCUUGGGUUAUGAUCGGUGGAUCCUAUCCUGGUAUCCGUGCUGCGUUCACUCGCAACAAAUACCCCGAUACCAUAUUUGCAGCUUAUGCUUCGUCCGCUCCCGUCCAGGCUCAACUCAAUAUGAGCGUGUACUAUGAACAGAUUUACCGCGCUAUGGUGGCCAACGGGUACAGUAACUGUACCAAGGACAUCCAGGCUGCUCUCAAGUACAUCGAUGACCAGUUGUCCAACAAAGAGACGUCCGCGUCGAUCAAACGGCUUUUUCUUGGACGCGAUGCGGAGAAGAACAGCAAUGCAGACUUCACCACGGCUUUGGUCGCUCUUUACGGACCUUUUCAGGCUCACGGUCUUUGGAGCGGUAAUCAAAGCUUGCACGAUUUCUGCAACUACCUUGAGCUGGACCCAGCGACAAACCAAUCGGCAGGACCGGAGGGUCUCGCCCCAAUCCACGGCAGCAAAUAUGUUGCAGAGCGAUGGGCGUCAUUUCCUUACUUCAUAUCGCUGGUCAACAGGAUGUAUGGGACUAACUGCAACGGUCUCAAUGCAUCAGAGCCUUUGUCGUGCGAUUUCAGUCAAACCAACACCAUCCCUGAAUUGAUCAGCUGGACUUGGCAAUAUUGCACCGAAUGGGGCUUUUUCCAGAGCAACAACUUUGGCUCUCAUGCGCUUCUUUCCUCAUAUCAGACCCUGGAGUAUCAGCAGGAACUCUGUAAUCGCCAGUUCCCAAACGCCGUCCAGGCUGGGAUCCUACCGCCACGACCACGGACGGAAAGCUUGAACGAAGAGUUCGGCGGCUGGACUAUCCGACCGUCCAACGUGUAUUUCAGCGGGGGGCAAUUUGAUCCCUGGAGACCAUUGUCGGUGCUAUCUGAUGAAGAUUGGGCUCCACAGGGAGUCAAUUUCACCACUGAAAUACCGGCCUGUGGGGUCUCCACCGGCAAAGACGCGAUAUUUGGGUACAUUAUGGAGAACGCGGUGCACUGCCCCGACUUUCGCCUCACCCCGGACGCGGCAGUCUCCCGGAAUUACUUUAGCAAGGCCUUGAAACAAUGGCUGCCAUGUUUCAGGCGUAGUCAGUCCUGGCAGUCACAGUGA
Aspergillus fischeri NRRL 181 is the source of this 1653-nucleotide messenger RNA. Its product is annotated as putative serine peptidase, family S28. The coding region runs from base 1 to 1653 and encodes 550 amino acids. Gene Ontology annotation, biological process: proteolysis. The transcript has 3 exons. Lineage: Eukaryota; Fungi; Ascomycota; Eurotiomycetes; Eurotiales; Aspergillaceae. Gene Ontology annotation, molecular function: dipeptidyl-peptidase activity; serine-type exopeptidase activity. The record is from RefSeq and is a predicted model, not a curated record.